Molecule: messenger RNA, 1170 nt
Organism: Necator americanus (New World hookworm)
Lineage: Eukaryota; Metazoa; Nematoda; Chromadorea; Rhabditida; Ancylostomatidae
Exons: 6
Coding region: 1-1170 (389 amino acids)
Source: RefSeq, a predicted model, not a curated record
AUGUUGCUGCAUGACCGAGUACUACAGAUGCGACUGUACGGGUUUCUUCUGGUGAUUGGCUUUGUCAGUGCGAUCCCCGUCGACAAUGGAGUGGAAGGAGAGCCAGAAAUUGAAUGUGGAUCCAGCACUAUUACCGUCAACUUCAACACAAGAAAUCCAUUCGAAGGUCAUGUGUACGUAAAGGGUUUGUACGAUCAGGCAGGAUGCAGAAGCGACGACGGUGGACGGCAAGUAGCCGGCAUUGAACUGUCAUUCGACCAAUGCAAUCUUGCCCGUACGAGAUCAUUGAAUCCACGAGGUGUAUUCGUUUCCACUACUGUGGUGAUCUCGUUUCAUCCUCAAUUUGUGACCAAGGUCGAUAGAGCAUACCGGAUUCAGUGCUUCUACAUGGAAGCCGACAAGACCGUCAGCACUCAGAUCGAGGUGUCUGAUCUGACUACAGCAUUCCAGACGCAGGUCGUACCUAUGCCUAUCUGUAAAUAUGAGAUUCUUGAUGGUGGACCAACUGGGGCGCCAAUUCGUUUUGCAACCAUUGGACAACAGGUGUAUCACAAAUGGACUUGCGAUUCCGAGACAACUGACACCUUCUGUGCUGUGGUUCACUCGUGCACGGUCGACGACGGAAACGGCGACACCGUGCAAAUUCUAAACGAUGAAGGUUGUGCACUCGACAAAUUUCUACUGAACAAUCUGGAAUAUCCAACGGAUUUGAUGGCUGGGCAGGAGGCGCACGUCUACAAAUAUGCCGACAGAUCACAGUUGUUCUACCAAUGUCAAAUCAGUAUUACAAUCAAGGAACCAAAUACCGAAUGCGCUCGGCCUCAAUGUGCAGAGCCGCAGGGAUUCGGAGCCAGCAAGACACUGGCAGCAGCACCUGCUGCACAACCGACGUCAGCUCCUGCUCAGCUACGUUUGCUCAAGAAAAGAAGUGCGGGAUUCGAGAACACUUUGGAUGUUCGCACUGAGCUUAGCGCUUUGGACAUACAAGAUAAAGAACAACAACUUCCCGAGGAAUUGAGGAUGAUAUCUGCAAUGAUGGUGAUGCCGAAUGGAAUCUGUCUGUCGCCAUUCGGUUUUUCUGUGUUUGUGGCCGCAGCAGUGUCGCUAAUUGCAGCCUCAGUUGUCCUUGCAUCAUACUCACUUCGCUCAAGGAGCAAUUUCAAAGUUUAG